Messenger RNA from Corylus avellana, 961 nucleotides. RefSeq lists its product as uncharacterized. NCBI's taxonomy places the organism in Eukaryota, Viridiplantae, Streptophyta, Magnoliopsida, Fagales, Betulaceae. The record is from RefSeq and is a predicted model, not a curated record.
ACUUUUCGUGGGCCACUACCUCCCUGCGCCGCUCUCGCUCAGCAGUGCUUAACGUCCAACGGAGCUUCGAUCAGUCAGCAUCCAGUUCAAUUCCGAGUUCCGGCUUCCCACCGAAUCAACCUCUCUCUGAGUCUCAGCCAUCGACCUCAGGAACUAUGGCUCUUCCGAUUUGUGCUAGGUGUAAACCUACUGUAGUUUUAGAUGAUGGCAGUGAAUGUUGUGAGGUAUGUGGAAAUGUUGUUUAUCAAGAUUUGUACACUGUGGUACCUAAGAACACGAGUUCCUUCACCGUUCCUCAGAACACGAGUUCCUUCACUGAUGAUGAAUCAGAUGGCCUUUCUGAUAUUGAUGAUGUUGAGGUGAGUGGCUACCUCAACAAUGAGGAGGAGAUGCGUUACAAGAAGAUUAUAUGGGAGGAAAUGAACAAAGAGUAUCGUCAGGAACAUGCAGCAGCAGCUGCUGCUAAGAUGGAAGCUGCCGCUGUCGCGAAGUCGAGAAAGGAGCGGAAACGGAAACAAGAUGUGAAUCCCAAUCCGGCUCAAACGACUGCAGAAUCUGCUCAUCAAAUGCUAAUAAAGAAGAGACUCAAUUCGAAAAUCAACUAUGAUGUAUUGGAGACCCUCUUUGCCGACAAGCCAGCAUCUGAUACGGAUAAAAAAGUCAUUUCAUCAAAUGGCGAUGACAAUGGCACUGCCAAAGGGCAAAACGAUGGUGAGAAAGAGCAUGAUGGGGACAGAGCAGACAAUAUUUAUGAUGAACUGGAACAAGGGUAUGAAGACAUGGAGCAGGAAGAUGGCAAUGUAUUCAACUUCGAAAAUGAAGAGAAUGGUUAUGGUUAUGGUUAUGGUUAUGACUAUGAUAAUGGUGAAGAUGAAUAUUGAUGCGAGGGGUUAUGAUUGGUUCAUUUGAUUUCAUUGAAAUCCUUACUUAAGAAAUCAUAAAAUCAAGUAGCUUCAUGAUA